CUUACGAUAAAAUCCAGAGACCAGUAGUCCACUGUCUUCCAGUGUAAAACUCGGAUCGUCAUUUUCCCGAUCCGGUGUUUUACUCGAGUGUUUAUUCGACUCAUAUGAUCUGAUUUCGUUUUAAUCAAUUGCCUCUCUUAUCCAUUUCAAUUGUCAUGUGAUUGGAAUCUCAUUUUGCUGCUUAUUACUCACUGAAUCGCGGAAACCCUAACGUACACGUACAACUAGUAAGUUCAAAAAUUGGUUACAUCGCAUGCUCGUUAAUUGUUAUGUUCAUUUGUACCUGAUAAUGUACGGUGUACCGGAUUUUUCAUGACAAUAAGUUCAAGGUUUUUGUGUGGAAUGGAUGUAGUGAUUAUAUGAGCGAUUUAGGGAUUAGGAUUUGUCAUUUUUGUUAGUUGGUUCAAGCAAUUGGGUUUAAUUUUUCUUUUCUUCUUGAAUUGGUUGGAAACGAAGUGAUAUGAAGUUGAUAACAUGAGCGAUGGAGGAGGUGGAGAGAGUUCAAGAAUUAAUAAUUCUACAUUGAAGAAGAGGACGAAGAAAGACGAAUUUACAGAGUCACUCGCACGAAUUGCAGUGGCCCAAAUAUGUGAGAGUGUAGGGUUUCGCGGGUUUCAACAGUCCGCACUUGAUACAUUAUCUGAUAUAACCUGCAAAUAUAUUCAGGACAUUGGCAAGACGUCCAAUUUCUAUGCCAAUUUGGCAGGUAGAACGGAAAGCAACAUGUUUGAUAUAGUUCAUGGGCUAGAAGAUUUGGGGCUUUCACAGGGAUUUACAGGUGCUUCCGACAUUGAUCAUUGUUUUUCAGAAUCCGGGAUUAUAAAAGAGAUUUCUCAGUAUAUUGGUGUCUCUGAAGAAGUAGGAUUCGCGUAUUCUAUUCCCCCUUUUCCUGUAAUUAAAGAACGGCUUCCAAUACCAAGUUUCUUUCAUGCUGGAAAGACACCCCCAGUGGAUCAUAUCCCCCCUUGGUUACCCUGUUUCCCUGAUCCCAAUACGUAUACUACCUUGGCUUCAGAUAGUACUGAACAAACUGAAACAAGACAUGAUAGAGUUGACCAAGAUCAGAAGGUCAUGGGGCUGCCAUUGCUGAAUAAUCCUUUUCUUGCAUUUCCACUAGAAUGUGGAGAGAAGGAGGUUUCUUUGGUUUCUCUUCCUGCUAGACUUGUGGAAGAAGAAGUGGCCAGAAAUCAUAGUUUAUGGGCAAAACAUUUGUCUGAAUUGGGGUCAUUUGCUCCUGUGAUUCAUGGGUUUAACAGCAGAGAUGCUGAUAAUGAGGAAAGUAGGAAAGAUAUUGUUGUAGAAAGAAGUCGUUCAGUGCAAUUAAAGUUUCAAAUCAGCAAGACAUGCUCAGGAAAUUUGGAAGCCAUGUCUUGGUUUACUACAGAUGAUGAGUUGAGGGAUGACAAGAAAAGAAGAAAAGAGAAAAUUCUGAUGGAGUUGUUAGAAAAUGGAAAGCAUACUGAAAUGAUGCAGAUGUAAAUUAGGAAGAUUAACAUAGCAGGAUCGUUCCCACUAACAUGAUUUUGGAGAUGAACAGAAGACAUUCCUGGUGGCGUUCCAGGCAACCCUUGACUUGGCUGAAAUGGGAAUGGAGGGAAUGGUGGAAGCAAUGCUGGUGGCGGCAAUGAUGGUGGGGGCGGAGAUUGAAUGAGAUUUGGUUGCUGUUGGAUUGGUGGAAACGGCAGUGAAGGGAAGAAUGAUGGUGGUGGAGGUGGUGGCGGUGUGAAGAACUGAGUGAAUGUAGAUGGUGACGGCUGGAAUUGGUCAUACAUGGAAUCCGGUGGUGGCUGUAAUGGCACUGGAUCGAACAUGGAAUCAGGCGGUGGCUGAAAAUCCGGUGUGAACAUUGUAUCUGGUGGUGGUUGGGGAUCAGGAACGAACAUGGAAUCCGGUGGUGGCUGGAAUGGGAACAUUGGAAUCGCUGAAGGUGGCUGGAAUGGAAACACUGGAACCGGUGAAGGUUGUUGAAACUGGUAAGGCAAUGGUAGCCCGAAAGCAUUUGUGUCUGCUAAAUCAUUAUAGUCCAUUGUUGUUUCCGCUCCAAUAGGCGAUGGGAAUGGGGUUCCAGUUCUAAUUCCAUCGUCGGAAUUCUUGUUUCUUGUUUCCGUUUGACAUUCCCUCGGUUGUUUCCUUGGCCGGAAUGUAAAAAUCCCAGCUGAAAAAAUACGAUUUCCCGGGGUUUUUGCCUUGAGUGUAAUUGACGAUUCAGUUGAUGUGGCAACCACCGGACAAUCCGGUUGAUUACUUCUAAUCAACUUAACUGAACACUCCCUGAUUUUAUCCGUAACCGCAUAAGGCAGUUUAACUGUAAACUCGCCUUUCCAAUUCGUUUUCACUUCCUCUCGGAAUUGCGAUUCCAUUCCGCUUGCCCCAACCCCGUUCCCACCACAUUCCACCACCACCGAUGCACCUAAACACAGAAUCCAAAUCACCAUUAACCAUUAGUAAUGGGCUGUUUUUUUUUUUUUUUUUUCCUCAUCAAGUUACGAGUCUUGUGUGUAUAAAGUGGCUAAACAAGUAAUAAUGUCUGUAUGUAUGGAUAAAAUGAUUUAUAAAUAGUUCUGUUUCUUUUCUAAA
Lactuca sativa (garden lettuce) is the source of this 2577-nucleotide messenger RNA. Its product is annotated as transcription initiation factor TFIID subunit 8. Gene Ontology annotation, cellular component: transcription factor TFIID complex. Gene Ontology annotation, molecular function: protein heterodimerization activity. NCBI's taxonomy places the organism in Eukaryota, Viridiplantae, Streptophyta, Magnoliopsida, Asterales, Asteraceae. The record is from RefSeq and is a predicted model, not a curated record.